AUGACGCUGUGGAUCAAGGCCACUGGAGCGUUGAAGGAUAGGUACAGCAUUUGGGUGGCGAGGCUCUUACCCAGUGGUCCAUGCAGGAACCCUGAUCUUGAAAUGGUCAUCAUCAAGGCAACAAGCCACGACGAACAAUGCAUGGAUUACAAGAACGUUCAGAGGGUUUUCAAAUGGCUACGCACCUCACCCUUGUACCUUCAGCCUCUUCUCUACACUCUUUCAAUCAGGAUGGAAAAGACUCGUUCUUGGGUUGUGGCACUCAAGGGCUUGAUGCUCAUUCAUGGGGUCUUCUGUUUUGAUCUUCCCGGGGUGCAGAAGAUGGGAAGGUUGCCGUUUGAUUUGUCGUUGUUCAGCGACGGACACGUAAACCCUAACAGGGCCUGGGUUUACAAUGCCUUUGUUAGGGCUUAUUUCUUGUAUUUGGACCAAAAAUCAGCGUUUGUGAGGAUGGAAGCAAUGAGAGAGACCAAACGUGGAGGAAAGGAGAAGGAAGAGAGCGUGAUGGAAGAGCUGAAGAGCUUGGAGAAGCUGCUUGAUUUGAUCGAUUUGCUUCUGCAAGUGAAGCCCAGGAGCCCCCGCAUGAACGUGGUGCUUGUUCUUGAGGCCAUGGAUUGUGUCAUGGACGAGGUUUUGGAAGUGUAUGAGAAGUUUUCUGCUAGGGUUCAUCGAGUUGUGGAGAGAAUACUCGACAUGGGUGGGGAAGAGGAAGCUAGGGUUGGUCUGGAAGUUGUGAGAAAAGCUGAAUUGCAAGGGAACAAGAUGACUACGUACUUCAACUUCUGUAAGGAGAUUGGUAUCCUUAAUGUUUCGGACUGCCCUGAAAUUGUGAGGGUGGAUGAGAAAGACAUUGAAGAACUGAUAAGAAUCAGAGACGGAAAAGAGAUGGAGAGUGAGGAAAGUGAUGAGGAAAAUGGUGUUGAGGAUAAUAAUUGCAGAGCCAUUGUGAGGUUUGAGGAGACGAAGCAGACGGAUUUGAAGACUGUGAUCACAGAGCAAUGGGAAGUGUUUGAGGAUGAUUUAGCAGUUGAUGUUAUGGAUGGUUCAACUGUCACAGCAAAUAACCCUUUUCUCGACUAUUCUUUCAGCCUCGUACCCUAUGUUCCUGUUUCUAACAAUUGUGUUCUUCCCGAUUUAAUUGUUUUGUAG
This is a messenger RNA of Vigna radiata var. radiata (mung bean), 1149 nucleotides long. RefSeq names its product putative clathrin assembly protein At1g25240. The coding region runs from base 1 to 1149 and encodes 382 amino acids. The record is from RefSeq and is a predicted model, not a curated record. Gene Ontology annotation, cellular component: clathrin-coated vesicle; clathrin-coated pit. Lineage: Eukaryota; Viridiplantae; Streptophyta; Magnoliopsida; Fabales; Fabaceae. Gene Ontology annotation, molecular function: SNARE binding; clathrin heavy chain binding; phosphatidylinositol-4,5-bisphosphate binding. Gene Ontology annotation, biological process: clathrin-dependent endocytosis; vesicle budding from membrane; clathrin coat assembly. The transcript has a single exon.